Penaeus monodon (black tiger shrimp) is the source of this 2178-nucleotide messenger RNA. Its product is annotated as hemicentin-1-like. Bases 286 to 1875 code for a protein of 529 amino acids. The transcript has 13 exons. Lineage: Eukaryota; Metazoa; Arthropoda; Malacostraca; Decapoda; Penaeidae. Gene Ontology annotation, molecular function: protein binding. The record is from RefSeq and is a predicted model, not a curated record.
ACAAUACACUCAGUUGCGCGAGGGAGGCAGCGGGAGAAGGGUGGCGCUGCACUCGAGUCCUGAUUCGGUGCCUCGUUACGCGCGGGGAGGAGGUCGCUCGUGUGUUUUGACCGUGUUACGCCAAACUAACGGGGACCGAAAAUGCGUUAAGAAAACUACCCCGCUGGCGUUUUCGAUGCCUAGAUGGCGAGGGUGAUGACGCACUAAAUGAAGUCUUGUAAGAAGGACUUGUAGAUUUGACGUCCAUCUAACGUUUGUCCUGAUAGUGAAGCAAUCAACGGCAAGAUGUUGCUAAUGCUGCUGUUGUUUUGGUUGUACGGAGUGAGAAUAUCCUACGGCCAAGCGGGUUCGCCUUGGAACACAGAGGACAACGACUACUAUUACGAUCAGCUGGAACCCGAGAUGCUCCUGCCGAAAAUCGUUACGGAAAGUCAGGAGUUUUCGGCACAGCCUGGCGAGGAUAUUACCUUGCCUUGUGUUGUUGAUCGGGAGUGGCAUAGCCUGGUGUGGCGACGUGGUGGAAAUAUCCUGUGGGUGUUGCAAAACAACGAGGGAAACUUCCUGUUGCAGUCUGUCACGCGAGACGACCGCCUCGGCCGCAACGACACGUCCCUCACCAUCAAGAGCAUCGAAGCUACUGACGAAGGGACUUACACCUGCGAGCUCUCCGAGACCGUCCCUCCUCGGAAUGUCAGACACGUCCUCAAGGUCAGAGUGCCACCUACAGUGUUACCAGCAAAUGGGCGUAGAGUUAUGACAAUCAAAAUGGGCAGUACAGCUAAUCUCGGCUGCAACGCAACUGGUAACCCUGAACCUAACAUAACGUGGAGUACCGAGGGACGGCUGCUGAAAGUAGGGCAGAAUCUUACCAUAGUGAACGCAAAGCCUGAGGACAACGCGAAAUACAGGUGCACAGCGAGCAACGGCGUGGGUCGGCCCGCCUCCACGACCAUCACGUUGGAGGUCAUGCACCCGCCUGUAGUUCGAGCUCAGGAGACGGAAGUGUAUACAGGCGUAGGUCACGAAGCUACGUUAGCCUGCUUUGUCUACGCCGAGCCCCGUGCCCAGGUUAAGUGGUACAGGAAAGGGGGCACGCCAGUCGAUCCCAUGAGACUCAUGAGGACGGUCAACAAUUAUAAAAGAUAUUCACUACAAUUUGUUCGAGUGCAUUUAGAAGAUUUAGGAGAUUAUACUUGUAACGCCACGAAUUUUAUGGGUAAUAAUUCAGCUUCAGUGCGACUAUCUGCUAGACCGAAACCUGUUAGAUACGUGAGUCCUCAUCAGGGAGAUAUGGAAACCAACUAUACGCUCGUCUGGGAUGUUGAGUCCUAUGUUCCGGUUUUAGCAUAUGAGAUUGCUUAUAGAAAUGACACCGACGAGGAGGACCACUGGAUCACCUUCACGGUCCCCGGCACCACGUCGUCCUCCAAGUACCACUCGAUGAGUCACACUUUCACGGACCUCGAGCCUGGGUCAGCCUACCACGUCCGUGUUGUGGCGAGGAACGAGUACGGACGAGGGGAUGUCAACGAGUCUUUUGCUUUCACGACGUUAGAUUCUGCCGGCACAGACUAUCCCACAUACGUCCAAACGAGUGGGGAAGAGUCAGCUGAGGCAAGCAACCAAUUAGAAGAAAUAGUUUCAGAGGCGGAUGACGGCGUCGUUUCCCAAGAAAUCCAGAAGACGUCCGUAGCAGCCAGUGAAGCCUUAGUCAAUCAGACAAACCCAGAAGAUAUUACAAGAAACGAAGUAUCUGUUGCAGGACAAGCUGUGAUCCACGAUGACACUUCAGCUGCAAAUGAACUAAGUCCGAAGGAGAGAAAGAUGCAGCUGAUGGCCCUCGUGACAGCAAUCAGCUUGUCAUCUUUUUUCUGAUAAUUUGCUAUGAGGUGAAACAUGGGUUAAGUCAAGGUUGUGAGGAGAAUAGUCUUCAUUCCAGGCCUGGAUAUGUAUGUCGCUGGAGGCGGCUUUGAUCUGCCCUACGAGUAACAUCUUUCGCGGUGUCUUCGGGAACUAGAAAUGAAAUUAUGAUUAGACAUUUCCUUCCAUUCAUUGUAAAUUUAUAUGACGUCGUUGCAGACACACGCACACAUGCAUGCACACACACACAUACAUGCACACAUACAUAUACACACACACACACACACACAUAUACACAUACACACAUACAUACACACA